UCUAAUGCGACUGCCUGGCUUCCUGAGAAGCUGGAUUGAAUACUGUGGAAAUUUGUAUUUUUUAAGUGAACAAUGUAUGGAGUCGUUUCAACAGAGUUGCCCAACCUUACUGCUGGCAAUUUUGAGAACUCUUUGGCCUCUGAUGAAGUAUUGGCUCACUACUUCAAUGAUUUCUUAAGUCUGCCGUCCUUCCCAGAGGCUUUGCUGUACAACCCUCAGACAGGGCAGUUUGAACUGGUGGACAGGGCGGCUGAGCUUGUCUCCAGAAGAAUCCGAUCUGUCCUGCACCGCAGCAAAUCACAACUCCUUACUGGAGGCCCUACAGCGCCGGCCAGAACCCCCCCAGUAGACAACCGUUACACUUUCUGUUGCCUGGACCGAGAGCAAGGAAUCCAGUGGAUCCUCAAAGAAAGAUUACCUUUUUUUCUCCUCAGCGAUUGCUACAGUGAAUACAGACUAGCCAAGUUGUUGUUUGAGUGGAACCCAGUCUUGUGUAUCCACAGGAGGAAAGGCGGUUCAGGUCGAACCCCCAUGUCAGCCCCACAGCUGCAUUUUUCAUCCCAAACUGUGAAGGAAAACAACAAAGCAUUAAAGGUCCUAACAUGCUCAUAUUCUCAAGAGAACCGUUCAGCAAAACAAGGGUCAACGAGGAGGCUCAAUGUUACAUGUCUAUGCUCUGACCACAUCGAACAUCUCAACACUAAAUGCAGUGUCUCAUUCAGAUGUUCUGAGCAGAAGAACAUAUGUACGUUUUCUUCUUGUUCCUCCUAUAGUCUUAAAUGUGGGAAAAGCCCAAACCUACAGGGCACACAAACAGAGUGGAUCCUGCACGGUACUGAGGAGAGAAGUGGGAAAAAGGCUUCUGAAGUGCAGCUGGAGGAACUGGCAGCCUCCGUGGUUAAACAGGUGCUGAACAAUGCUCUGAGCCUGAUGGAUGCUCGGAGCCAGGCCAACACCUCUGAUUGUUUGAGCAGGCCAGGAGAUCAGACACAUUGUAACAGCACACACAGAUCCUGUGAACGUAGGGUUUGCAUUCAGCAUUUGGCUGAUGGGGGCACAGAAAGGUUGGGGGGGGAGAAAGAGAAAGUUCAAGAAGGGGAAGAAAAGAUAAAGUGGCCUAAGAAGAAUAGUGAGGUGGGGAGAAGAGACAGAGACCAGGAAAAUAUCAAUAUGUGUUGCCUGGAUACCUGUUGCUGUGGCAAUAGACAAGGCGUUGAUGAGUUAAAAGAGUUUUUGCGAGGAACGUCAGGAGAGAAGCUACUUAAUCUCUGGAUGGAUAUAGAGAGACUGAAAGCUGCCCAGAGCAGAGAGCGGAAGAACAGGCACUUGGUCCUGAUGAGGAGCCGGUACCUGGUGGGCAGCAGCCCCAGCAGCCUCACUGUGGAGCUGCUCUCCAGACUGGGACUCACCACCUCUCCCUGCUGGACAGAGGACAGACUGCACGCUGUCCAGCCCUCCGUCACAGAGGCUCUGCUCCACUACUGGGUCCCUCGGUUCUGGACGUCCCACUGCGCCAGGGCAGAGCACGAAGACCCCCCUCUGCUGGAGCUGUGGACAGCCUGCGGUGUUAGGCCUCUGUCAGACACUCAGCCCCAUCAUGGUUCCCCCACCACCAUGCCCCCCUCCCCCAAUUCCAUCCAUACUCAGUUAUAUUCUAGCAGAAAUAUGGACAGCAGCAGAAUGGAAAAGAUGAUCCAGGCUCUAUGUGCUGACUCGUGUGCCGGCUUAUACUUCACAAACUUCUGUGAACAGUCUGGAAACCAGCUGUGGGAGAAUGCACUUUGCUUUUGGACGGACCUGCAGCACUACCAUGAGCUGUUCUAUCAGGACGGACUGGACCUUUACAGAGUGCAGAGGGAGGCACAGCUCCUGUACUCCACAUUUCUCUCCAGCUCUGCCAGGAGAAGUAUUCGUGUUGAUGAGGAGAUCAGAACACAGGUGUAUGACCAGCUCAUGCCUGCUUUUGAGCAAGUGUUUGACAGGGUUGAGGAACACACACUGAAGAUCCUGCUAGAGCCAUGGACGCUGCUGAUCAGCAGGGACAAAGAGUCUCUUCAGAAGGUCUUAAUGCAGGAAGAGGUGCGUCAAGUGGACAGUCUGGAGUACAGGGAGCUGCAGAGUCUGUACGAGGAGUCACAGUCCCGACUGAAACAGGUUGAGCAGUGCCAGUCCAUGUUAUUUCCUUCUCCUAUUAAGAAUAGGGCGCCUGAUUCUUGGUCCCGAGUGUCUCCAAAUCUUCAUGGCUACCGUCUGGGUUCCUUACUUCGUCACCGCCAAGAGAUUGAGCACUUCAUGUCCUUCCUGCAGAAUCACGAUGCCAGUAUCCAUCUGACAUGCUGGCUGGAUCUGGAGCAGUACAGGAGGACUGCACAGACCGACACGGCUGUCAGACAGGAGAGGUCGUCUCAUAUUGCUACCAAAUACCUCGACAGGAAGUACUUCUUUGGCUCAGACAGCCCUGCCUCCACAGAGCAACAGAAUGAUUUACUGCGUCAGGCAGGUGGACUGGAGCGUCUGAAGCUGGAAUGUCUCUCAGAUCCUGUGGUUGUGGAGAUCCAAGCCAUCAUCAGGAGUCACAUUGAGAAGAACUGGCUGCCUCUGUUUCUGUCAACAGUAGAGUUCACAGAGCGACUGAAAAACCAACCAAAGCGGCAGCUCGAUCAGCCUUCUGCCAUGCCCCAAACAGCGGGCCGGCCCUUGCAGAACGUCUACUGGGGCGGCAGGAGGAGAGCAGCCUCGGAGGCGGGGGGCUUGUGGAUGAGUUCCUCCAAAGAGAUUCUGCUCUUUCGACGGAUCCUCCUCGACCCCAACAACUGUAUGCGGUUCCAGCACUUUGUGUCUCUGAAGGGAGACUUCCUAGAAAAAGAUGUGCUCUUUUGGCUAGAGGUGCAAAGAUAUAAGGACCUCUGUCACUCCCACAGUGACGAGGCCACCAUCCAGCAGAAGAUCUCCACAAUCAUAAACUGUUUUAUCAACUCAUCCAUGCCCCCCGCCCUGCAGAUAGACAUCCCCCCUGAGCAGGCCCAGCACAUUCUGGAGAAACGCCAGCAGCUGGGUCCCUACAUCUUCAGAGAGGCACAGAUGUCAGUGUUCAGCGCACUGCUGAAGUUGUGGCCUGAGUUUCGAGAGCUGAGCAGUAGUGUCCACGAGGAGCAACUUCUUCCUCUACUGCAGGAGAAACAAGUCCAACAUAAAGCCAGAGUCAGGAGACAGAGGAGGAAAGAGGAGGAGGAAGAAGAGGAAGAUAGGAAGAUAUCUCAGGAAGACUUGGAGAGACCAGAGUCCAGUUUUAGAGAGGAGGAAGAGACAGACGAAGAAGAUGAUAUAGAACAAGGACAAGAGAGAAGAUAUGUAACACAAGAGUGGAGGAAAUCGAGCAGGGUGCUGCUGACCCCCACACUGCCGUUGUCGUGGUCCUACUCCAAGUACAUGGCGGCUCUGAGGAGAGAGGAGGUGCUGCUGAGGAGACAGAGACAGCUGGGAGCCUCAAUCUCUGCCUCAGGAUCAUCCUCUGACUGCAGCGUCCGGUCGGCAGGCAGGAUAUCCAGCCGCCCCUCAGGAACGGACAGCAAACAGUGUGACCAAUACAGCAGCAAGUGAAGAGUGACAUAACAAGAUACAUACAAGCCUCUCAGCAUAUCUGGCUCACGUUUUACUGCAGAGGUUGUGAGAGCUUGCACCAUGACAUGAAACCUGAUGGCUCUGACACUCAUGGAGGAGGAGGCCAUUAUAAGGGCGUGAGGAUUGAAAGCUGAGAGCAGAACUGCUACUUACAUCUGGAUGGGGUGGUAGUUUGAGGCUGGGUUUACUUAUUAUGUAAGAAUAUUAAUUAUAAACCUGUGUGAAAAACAUUGACUAACCACUAACUUCAGUUAGCCUGGCUGCACAUCCAUCAUGUAUCAUAUUUCCUAGUUUCACCUUCUGAGUGUACAAUGACAGAAUAACACUUAAUUAUUGAAAUGUUUUUUAUUAAAAUGAUUUUCUAUUCAUAUAUUAUCCAUGUACAUACAUAAAAGGCAUUAGACAUAAUCCUCACUCAGAGGAACAGCAUUAUAAAAGGCAACAAGUACAUGUGCAGCAUGAAGAGCUGGCAUCCACGUAAGGUUACAAAGAACAGUGUUAUUGUCAAACAAAUAUAUUAUAUCAUCUAUUAAACAUUUUGGUUGACAGCUGGGAUCUCUAACAUCAACAUUUCUGUAAUAUUGCACUUAACGAGGCAUGAGACAGGGACUACACUCUUCCUGCAGAGCGGAACCUCGCAAACUACUCUGUGCAUCUACAGACGGACGCAAUGUGUUCACUAUACUGUAGUAUGAACUCAUUCAAAUGUCCCAGUUUAAGAAAUGUAUUAACUUUAAUGUAUUUCUAAGAUUAAAACAGUUUUUAAUCCUU
Eleginops maclovinus (Patagonian blennie) is the source of this 4392-nucleotide messenger RNA. Its product is annotated as regulator of G-protein signaling 22. Gene Ontology annotation, molecular function: G-protein alpha-subunit binding. The transcript is spliced from 24 exons. The record is from RefSeq and is a predicted model, not a curated record. Gene Ontology annotation, cellular component: cytoplasm; nucleus. Gene Ontology annotation, biological process: regulation of signal transduction. Lineage: Eukaryota; Metazoa; Chordata; Actinopteri; Perciformes; Eleginopidae. Bases 73 to 3600 code for a protein of 1175 amino acids.